Molecule: messenger RNA, 1931 nt
Organism: Hippoglossus stenolepis (Pacific halibut)
Lineage: Eukaryota; Metazoa; Chordata; Actinopteri; Pleuronectiformes; Pleuronectidae
Gene: pla2g12b
Product: phospholipase A2, group XIIB
Exons: 4
Coding region: 50-1354 (434 amino acids)
Biological process (GO): lipid catabolic process; triglyceride homeostasis; phospholipid metabolic process
Cellular component (GO): extracellular region
Molecular function (GO): calcium ion binding; A2-type glycerophospholipase activity
Source: RefSeq, a predicted model, not a curated record
UUGUCCUGCCUGGAGCUUCCUCUGCCUGGAUUGCCACCACUUCAACGCCAUGCUGCUUCGGAAUGUGGCCCUGCUCCUCCUCUGCACGUCUGUUGCCAUGUGUGCCACUUUAGGCCACUACCUGGUUCAAGCAAAGGAGGUGGAGGAGGAGAAGACAGUGGAGGAGGAGGCCCCUGUUCUAAACUCAGCUGCUGUUAGUGAUGGUGUUGUUGAAGCUGCCUCUGUGGAUGCAGCUGAAGAAGAUGUAGCUGCUGCUGCAGUGGAACCAGAGGAUGAUGCUCCUGCAGCUGAAGAGGCUGAAGAAAUACUCGCAGUGGAUCAACCAGCAGCUGACAACAAUGAAGUGGAUGUCCUCAUAGCAGAUGGUGCCGCUGCUGAAGAGCCGGAGGCAGACGGUGACGUGCCUGCCGGAGACACCCCUAAUGAGGAGGCCCUCACUGAGGAGGCUGUCACCCAGGAACAACCUCCCCCACGAGACAACCCUGCUGUGGAGGCCCUCGCUGAGGAGGCUGUCACCCAGGAACAACCUCCCCCGCGAGACACCCCUGCUGUGGAGGCCCUCGCUGAGGAGGCUGUCACCCAGGAACAACCUCUUCCACGAGACACCCCUGCUGUGGAGGCCCUCGCUGAGGAGGUUGUCACCCAGGAACAACCUCCCCCGCGAGACACCCCUGCUGUGGAGGCCCUCGCUGAGGAGGUUGUCACCCAGGAACAACCUCCCCCGCGAGACACCCCUGCUGUGGAGGCCCUCGCUGAGGAGGUUGUCACCCAGGAACAACCUCCCCCUGAGGAAGAGGGGAAUGAGAUCACACCGGCCCAGACCAAGCACUCCCUGGACAGACCCUCAGCUAAUGAAGAUGAAAGCAGUUGGGGCUUCAACUCGAUUAGGAGUAGUUUCCAGACGAUGCACGGAUACUUUGACUCCCUGGUGGAGCUGGUGGGGGGUCACGAUGGUGUGUGCCAGUACAGCUGCAGAUACGGAGAAAGUCCUCAGCCUCGUGCCGGCUACCAGAUCCCGGAGCCCAACGGCUGCAGCUCGUCUCUGGUGGGAUUCCAGGUGAAUGAAGCUCUCGACCUCGGGGUCCCCGUCAUGACACAAUGCUGUGAUCAGCUCGACAUGUGCUACGACACUUGCGGCAUGAGCAAGUACAACUGUGACGCUGUGUUUCGCUCGUGUCUGCUCGACAUCUGCUCUGACCUCAGGAAGAGCCUGGGCUUUGUGUCGCAGGUACAAGCCUGUGACUCCAUGGCAGAAGUCCUCCACAACACAGUGGGCACUCUGGGCUGCAGGCCCUACAUGAACAGCCAGAGGGCAGCGUGCGUCUGCGGGGACGAGGAGCGGGAUGAACUGUGAUACAGAAAACUAUGGAGGACCCCUGCAUGGACACUUUCACGGGCAAAUAACCAGACUCAUUAGCGGCAGAUUAUUCUGGGUAUUUAUAGUUUUCUCUCUCAAAGUGGAGAUAUUUCUCAUGAGUCAGAGUUUUAAAGAAAAGACAUACAUGGAAAAUGCAGAUGAACAGUUUCUUUGGUUUUAUUCAUAGAAAUUACGUGUCUGGUUGUGACUUUCAGAAUCUUAAUGAAUCACUCAUGCAUAUUACACUCUCCACACUUCAUUUUCAUUUCAUUUUUAGGCCAUAUUUUGGUCUCUAUGACUCCAUUACCAUAAAUUACUCCAAACAAAUUUCCUGAUGGGGAGGAUAUUGCAGUUGGAUUAAUUUGGUUUAGACAGAAACACACAGGAUCAUUAUUAUGGCACAUGUGGUUCAUUGGGUGCUGCUAUUUGACUUUUAUUACAUUAGUUUGGUCAAACCUCAAAUCUAAGUCAGAUAAAAUGUGACGUCUAUUACAGUUAUACUGAGUUAAUGUUGGGUGUAAGUUAUUUGUAUGUUAUUUGUUAUUUUGUAUGAAUAAAUACACAACUAAUUGCA